Messenger RNA from Volvox carteri f. nagariensis, 2320 nucleotides. RefSeq names its product hydrogenase assembly factor. Bases 1 to 1677 code for a protein of 558 amino acids. The record is from RefSeq and is a predicted model, not a curated record. Gene Ontology annotation, molecular function: catalytic activity; iron-sulfur cluster binding. Lineage: Eukaryota; Viridiplantae; Chlorophyta; Chlorophyceae; Chlamydomonadales; Volvocaceae. The transcript has 11 exons.
AUGCAGUCAGCGCUUUGCCACACCGGGGGCCGCGUUUUGCGCCCCAUCGACCGGAGCUCCAGGGCUUCCGGAAGCGCACCUCUACCUGUGGUGCGGCGCGCGAGCACGGUUGCACGUUAUUUGCCCUCAAGCAAAAUUCAGCACGCAUGGAGCGUUGAACGCGAGACUCACCACACAUAUGUGGACCCGGCCGAGUGGAUUGAUGAGGCCGCUAUCUUCAAAGCCCUCGAGUUGACAAAGGAGCACGCCAAGGACCCGGCACGGGUUCGCGACAUCCUCGCCAAGGCCAAGGAGAAGGCCUUUGUCACGGAGCAUGACCCCGUCAACGUUGGCUCCAAGUCAGAGUUUGUACAGGGUUUAAGCCUGGAGGAGUGCGCCACACUCCUGAAUGUGGACGAGAACAAUGUGGAACUGAUGAAUGACAUCUUCGACACGGCUCUGGCCAUCAAGAACCGCAUUUACGGAAACCGAGUUGUGCUGUUCGCGCCGUUAUACAUUGCCAACCAUUGCAUGAACACAUGCACGUACUGCGCCUUCCGGGCCGGGAACACGGGCAUGGAGCGCUCCGUGUUAACCGAUGACGACCUGCGUGAAGAGGUGGCGGCGCUGCAGCAGCAGGGCCACCGCCGCAUCCUGGCGCUCACGGGAGAGAGCCCCAAGUACUCGUUUGAGAACUUUCUUCACGCGGUUGACGUGAUCGGCUCCGUCCACACGGAGCCCUUUGGCAGCAUCCGCCGCAUCAAUGUGGAGAUUCCGCCGCUGAGCGUGUCGGACAUGCGGCGCCUCAAGGAGACUGAUAAGGUCGGCACGUUCGUGCUGUUCCAGGAGACGUACCAUCGGGAGACGUUCAAGAAGAUGCAUCCCUCGGGUCCCAAGAGCGACUUCGACUACCGAGUCCUGACGCAGGACCGUGCCAUGCGAGCGGGUUUGGAUGAUGUGGGCAUUGGCGCGCUGUUCGGCCUGUUCGACUACCGCUACGAGGUGUGCGCCAUGCUAAUGCACUCGGAGCACCUCGAGCGCCACUACAACGCCGGGCCACACACCAUCAGUGUGCCGCGCAUGCGUCCUGCGGACGGCUCCGAGCUGUCCAUUUCACCCCCUUACCCGGUGGACGAUGCGACGUUCAAGAAGCUGGUUGCGGUCAUCCGUAUCGCGGUGCCGUACACGGGAAUGAUCCUGUCCACCCGCGAGUCGCCCGAAAUGCGCUCCUUGCUGCUCAAGUGUGGCAUGAGCCAGAUGAGCGCCGGCAGCCGCACCGAUGUGGGCGCCUACCACAAGGACCACACGGCCAACACCGAGGCCAACCUUGGCAAACUGGCCGGCCAGUUUUCGCUGAUGGAUCACCGGCCCACCAACGAGAUCGUGGACUGGCUCAUGGCCGAGGGCUACGUGCCGUCCUGGUGCACGGCGUGCUACCGGCAGGGCCGCACGGGCGAGGACUUCAUGAAGAUCUGCAAGGCCGGUGACAUCCACGACUUCUGCCACCCCAACUCGCUGCUCACACUGCAGGAGUAUCUGCAGGACUACGCCGACCCCGACCUGCGGCGUAAGGGCGAGGAGGUGAUUGCCCGCGAGAUGGGCGAGCACGCCAGCGAGCCGCUCAGCGGGCAGGCUCUCAGACGCCUGGAGCGCAAGAUGAAGCUGGUCAAGGAGGGGCAGCAUGACGUGUACCUGUGAUGAUGGGGGAAGCGGACGAUGGAAGACGGGGGAUUAGGGCGGAGAUCGGUUUGACCAGAGAGUGACUUUGGAGUGAGGUGAGGUCUACUGCCGGCCUGCAGUUUUGGCUUUUGGGUCGCAACCACCGGAGUUAUGGAUUGGUGUGGGGAGUGAGCUUUUCUGGUCCGGCGUGGCGGAGUCUUUUCCAUGCUUAUCCGCAAAGAUCUUUUGAGAUUCUAGUUUGGUAGAAUUCUUUAUAAUUUGUUUGGUAAAUGCGUGGGUAAUGCCACAAGCAUUGCAUGUGUUCAUGCUUGACAAGGAAUAAUGAAUCUCGCUGCUGUGUGCACGCGAUGCGGAGCAAUGAAGGAAAAAUGACACUUGUUAGGGAUGUGGAGGAGCUGGCUCUCUGUUUUUAUUUUUUGGGGCAUGUUUUCAGCUGAAAGCUGCUCAACCCCAAAUGGUUGUUUGGGGCUGAGGAAUUGCUCUGCUUAGAAGAGCGUGCAUCUGAACAUUGUACGGUACGGGAAUCGGUGAUGAAAUUGCCUGAAGAUGCACGAAUGAAGGAUUACCAGGUAUUGACCUGAGGAAUAUGUGGCCCAGUUGUUCAGGCGCCUUAAAUCUCAUCUUUAAUGUAAUCCAGAAAGCUGUAAGAAAAAGGGUUCCU